AUGCCCCCAAUCCCACCACAAGCGCUCGACCCGACCGCUGCGCUCGCAGCGCUAUCGCGCACGCUGUCCGACGUGCGGGGGUACCAGCUCCCCCGGCUACGCUCCGCCAAAUCCGCCGCGCUCGCGCGCGACCUCGCGUCCGAGGCGCGCGCCGACUUGGCUUCAGUGCAGCGCGGGCUCGAGGACGCGCGCGAGGCCGUCGAGGGGCUCUCGGCUGCGCGGCGGGACGGCGCGUUGUUGGCGUACAACGAGCUCGAGCGCGAGUAUGACGAGACGACGGCAGAGUUCCGCGCCGCACUGGUAGAGAGCAAGCGCGCCGUGGCUGCUUUUGCUAGGCGGCACGAGCUGCUCGAGCCGGACGAGGCGCCGCGCGCCCAGCCGACAGCUAGCGUUGGCGGCGACGACGCGCUCCAGACCAAGACGAACGAGGUGACGGACGCGCUCAGGCGCACAACGCAGCUGCUCCAGGCCGAGCUGGAGCGCAGUGUCCUCAGCACGCAGAUGCUCGACGAGUCGACAAGAACGAUCAAGUCGACGCACGGCCUGUACGACAACUACGCUGCGCUGCUCACGACGUCGACGCAGCUCGUGCGCGCGCUCGAGCGCGCAGACUGGUGGGACCGCGCGCUCAUCUUUGGCGCGCUGGCAUUCUUCCUCCUGUGUGUGGGGUACGUCCUCAAGAGCCGUGUCCUCAACCGGGUCGGCGGCGCGGCGGCGUGGUGGGUCGGCGGCAGCUUUAGGCUUAUCCGCGCCGGGCUGGGCGGCGGGAGCGCCAAGCGCGUCAAGGACGUCGCCGAGGUGGCGACGGGCGCGGCGGCCAAGGGCGCUGCAGCGGCCGUGGCUGCUGGCGCGGCGGCGUCUGCAGCAGCUGCUGGUGGUGGUGUUUCGUCCCUGCCACACGACGACGACAGAGAAAAGGUCCACGACGAUGCCGUCGGAGCCGCCGACGCCGACACCGACGCCAGCACGGCACGCGACCCAGUCGCGGCCAUUAUCGACAGCGUUGGAUCGGGCGCGCCACGAGACGAGCUCUGA
Vanrija pseudolonga is the source of this 1035-nucleotide messenger RNA. It is a transcript of the gene SEC20, whose product is annotated as Protein transport protein SEC20. NCBI's taxonomy places the organism in Eukaryota, Fungi, Basidiomycota, Tremellomycetes, Trichosporonales, Trichosporonaceae. Bases 1 to 1035 code for a protein of 344 amino acids. Gene Ontology annotation, molecular function: SNAP receptor activity. Gene Ontology annotation, cellular component: endoplasmic reticulum; SNARE complex. Gene Ontology annotation, biological process: retrograde vesicle-mediated transport, Golgi to endoplasmic reticulum. The transcript is spliced from 4 exons. The record is from RefSeq and is a predicted model, not a curated record.